Molecule: messenger RNA, 519 nt
Organism: Meloidogyne enterolobii
Lineage: Eukaryota; Metazoa; Nematoda; Chromadorea; Rhabditida; Meloidogynidae
Source: the annotation of a GenBank genome assembly
AUGAUUAUUCACGUUUUUGGGGCUGUUUUUGGAUUAAUUGCUGGUCGAGUACUUUUUACUAAAACAUGGAGAGACAGCGAACAUUUGGGGAGUGUUUAUCAUUCUGAUAUAUUUACUUUUGUUGCUACCGGCUUUCUCUGGGUGUUCUGGCCUUCUUUCAAUGCUGCAAAUGCAUUUGGAGCAGAUGCCCGUAAUCGUUCAAUUGUAAAUACAUACACAGCUUUAAUUGGUAGUACAAUUACUGCUUUUGUUGUUUCCUCUUUUUACAACAAAAAAGAGAAUUUCAACGUUCGCCAUUUGGUUAAUGCUCCAUUAGCGGGUGGAGUUGCUUUGGGUGCUUGUGCCAAUAUUCUUUUGGCACCUUUUGAUGCUUUAGCUAUAGGGGUUGUUAGUGGGGCUGUUGCUGUUUUUGGAUAUAUUUUUAUUUCUCCAAUCCUCGAAAAGAAAUGCGGAUUUAGCGAUACAAGGGGUGUUAAUAAUUUACAUGCAAUGCCCGGUAAUUGUGAAUUAAAAUUAUGA